AUGGCCAUAGACCCGGUGGUGGCACUCCUGCAGGGCGAGGCAGUCGGUCAUCGGGUGUUGGCGUUCGCUGAUGACCUCUGCCUCAUUGCGGACAGCCCCGAUGAGCUCCAGGUUUCCAUCGACUUGGCGCACAGGAGCCUGGAGAUGCUAGGGCUCCGGCUGAAUGCGGCCAAAUGUUCAUCACUGCACCUGUCGGGCCGGCAGCCGGUGAGUGUCCGGGACACCCAAUUUCUGUUGCGCGGCCUACCACUACGCCCGCUUGCCGAGGGUGAGGCGGCCACCUUUCUCGGCGCACAAGAUGGCUUCAAUAUCGUCCCGCCACUCUCCACCCUCGCCGAGGUUAUAGAUAUCGGCUUGCGCAUCGCCCGGAGCAUGCUUGCUCCGUGGCAAAGGAUCGAUGCGCUAAAGACCUUCUUCUACCCCUCAACCGUCCAUCUACAACGGUUGGGGACUUUCUCGAAGACCCAUUGGGCGAGGGUCGACAAAAUCCUGAGGCCGGAGAUAAAGAAGACGUUGUAUCUCCCGCAAGAGGCCUCAGGAGAAUUCCUGUACGGGUCGACCAGGAGGGGGUGUUGUGGUAUCCGGAUCCUGGCGGAGGAUUCGGAUAUCGCCGCGGUGGACAGCGCCUUCAAGCUUGUCACCUCACCGGACGCGAGGGUGGCAGAGGAUGCGGCCGAGCAUGUGGAGGAGGUCACCAAGAGGCGGAUAUCUAAGGACCCCUCAAUCCAAGAAGUUGGCUCCUACCUGUCCGGUGUGGACGAAGGGGUGUUCCGGGAGGCCCGGGGCACGGGCGUCAUGAGUGUGUGGUCGAGGGCGCGAAACCCCUCAAAGCGACUUGGUGUCAAGUUUGUCAAGCUUGAGGGCGCCCCCUCGAUCACGCACGAAGGUACAGUAAUGAGGGGAAAGCAGAGACGGGCAGUCAUGAGGACAGUACGCGACACUCUUCGGCUCAAACGAAGCGAUGCCUUGAUCGCCAAACCCGAUCAAGGUAGAGCCGUCGAGUGCGUGGCUGCUCACUCUGCUUCCUCCCACUUCCUGAAGGAUGGCGACUUUACGAGGUUCGCCGACUGGCGGUUUGUACACCGUGCCAGGCUGAACCUCGUAGCGUUGAAUGGCUCCUCGUCCUGGAGAGCCGGUGACCGCAGGUGUAGACGGUGUGGGUACAUAAACGAAAGCCUAGCCCACGUCGUCGACCACUGCAUGCGGUACUCCGCGCUCUACAUGGCGAGGCACAACGCCAUAGUCGCCAGGAUCCGGAAGGCAGCGUCCACAAAGUUUGAGGUCCUCUCCGAGAAUCAAGUCCUGGGUCACCAGGGCUUGAGACCGGAUUUAGUUCUGAAGAAGGGCCCAAACAUCUACAUUGUGGACGUUACUGUACCGUUCGACAACCGCCUUGCCGCGUUCGAGGUGGCUGCUGAGGAGAAGAGGACCAAGUACGAGGAGUUGCGGUCCUGGUUGGCAGCGGAGCAUGGAUGUGAGGCGACGGUGGUGCCAUUCAUCGUCGGUGCCCUCGGAUCCUGGGACCCUGCCAACGACUCCUUCAUGCGCACGUUAUGCAGCCGGUCGUAUGCCACCUUAAUGCGUAAACUAUGUGUCAGUGACACCAUUUCAGCAUCACGAGACGUGUACAUUGAGCACCUGUCUGGGGUGCGACAGGAAAGGGGCUAG
Macrosiphum euphorbiae (potato aphid) is the source of this 1668-nucleotide messenger RNA. NCBI's taxonomy places the organism in Eukaryota, Metazoa, Arthropoda, Insecta, Hemiptera, Aphididae. The record is from the annotation of a GenBank genome assembly.